UCCGAUUGUGUCAGUUUUAAUUACAAACUCUGUAGCGAUCAUUUCGUAGUUUCUAUAAUAUUUUAAAUUUACAUUUGUUUGCAUUGAUUAAUUUCAAGCGCUUUGAAGUUGAAUAUGAGACGAUCCUCUGAAACAAUUGGUUUAUGUUUGUAAACACUCCCAUAAAAUUGUUAUGUGCUACAUAUGCAGUUGUUUCACGUGGACAUUGGAUUUGAUACAGAGGAUAAUAACGUUUUGCCUGACAUGUUUCCUGGCAUUCUCAGUGUGUUGUGGCAUCACCAUUGCUAUUGUGGCGGGAAUUGCCUAUGGAUACAAUUACUCUAUGGCAGAGUUCCUCACUUUCACCAGAUCCGAUGUCACAGUAUACAUGCGUCGUGGCCAGUUCUACGACGCACCCGAAGUACGAUCCAAAAGCCGAAGAGCCGGAGACGAAAAAAAUUUAUUCUCAACGAAAAUUGCUGAUCAUGUAGAGAACAAGCCUCCGAGCACGGAUACGAAGUUACUCUCUAAAACGUCGGUAAAGACUGAAGAUAUCAGAAAGUAUGCCGAGAAACUUACAAAAUAUACUAUCUCGACUGAUUACGUACAGUUAACUCGUACGACAGAGAUGCCUGCAACACCAAUGGAUUAUCAAAAGCCAGUUUAUUCUACGCAUAUCCUCACACGUAUUUCUAUUACACCGAACCCUCUAAUUUCGACAACCAUAUUAAUUAACGGGAAUUCUGAAAUAGUCAUGAGGAACUUCGAACCAGUUCAUAUUACAGCAAUGUCCGGCAUCGAAACAACUGAAGAUUAUCUUUACAACGCACCUGAUUUUGAUGAAAAGAAGAAAUUAGUAGAUCCAACAACGACGUUGGAGAUUCCUGAUAUAAAUAUUCGCUUCAAUAAUAACACAGAAAGGAAGUUAAUACCGAUACGCUACUGGGGAACUAUCAGCAAACCUAUCUUUGACGAUUACCCUAAGGAUGCAAACGAGGACACUUUAGUCCAUAAGCCUUAA
Molecule: messenger RNA, 1000 nt
Organism: Galleria mellonella (greater wax moth)
Lineage: Eukaryota; Metazoa; Arthropoda; Insecta; Lepidoptera; Pyralidae
Exons: 7
Coding region: 173-1000 (275 amino acids)
Source: RefSeq, a predicted model, not a curated record